Homarus americanus (American lobster) is the source of this 1026-nucleotide messenger RNA. RefSeq names its product basic proline-rich protein-like. The transcript is spliced from 2 exons. Lineage: Eukaryota; Metazoa; Arthropoda; Malacostraca; Decapoda; Nephropidae. Bases 1 to 1026 code for a protein of 341 amino acids. The record is from RefSeq and is a predicted model, not a curated record.
AUGGCAGCGCCCUCAGAGGUCCUUCCAGAAAUGGUGGCACCACCAGGGGCCUUGAUAGGGGCGGUGGCACUCCCAGGGUUGGCGGUGCCCACAGGGGACCUGUCAAAGGAGGUGGCUCCUCCAGGGGCCCUACCAAUGGCGGUGGCGUCCCCAGGGGCUAUCCAAGGGGCAGCGACACUCCAAGGGGGUCCUCCCAGGGACGGCAGUGCCUCCAUGGGCUCGGCCAGAGGUGUUGGCGACCCUAGGGGUGCUGGCUCCCCCAGGGGCCCUACCAGGGGCUCUCUCAGGGACAUCAGCACUCACGGGGGCCCUCCCAAGGACAGCGAUCCUCCCAAGGGCACUGACAUGGAUAGCGGUGCUCCCAGAGACUGUCCUAGGGACAGUGCUCGCUCCCAGGGGCCCUCGCAGGGGCAAUGGCAUCCCCAGGUAGCUCCCAGGGACCCUCCCAGUGGUGGCGCCGACCCCAUGGAUGGCGGCGCUCCCAGGGGGCCUGGCUGGAGGGAUGGCGCCCCCAAGGGCCAUGGCAGGGGUGGUGGAGCCUCCAGAGGCCAUCCCAGGGAGGGCAGCACCUCCAUGGGCCCUGCCAGUGGCGUUGGCGCCCCCAGGGGCACUAAUAGAGGUGCUGGAGUAGGCAGAGGCCCUGCCAGGGGCGCCGUCGCCCCCAGGGGCUCUCUCAGGGACAGCAGCGCUCACGGGGGCCCUCCCAAGGCCACCGAUCCUCCCAGUGGCACUGCCAGGGACGGUGGCACUCCCAGAAGCUCUUCUAUGGACAGCAACGCUCCCAGGGACCUCUCAGAGGCAGUGGUUUCCCCAAGGGCCAUGCCAGGGACAGUGGAGCUCCCAGGGGCGAUGCGGAACCCCAGGGACCAUACCAAGGGUGCCCUCCCAGGUAUGGGAGCACUUCCAGAUGCCGUGCCAGGGACGGUGGCACCCCUAGGGGCUCUCCCAGGAAAUUUGGUGCUCUCAGGGGCCCUCCCAGGGACGGCGGCGCCAGCAGGUUCUCUCCCAGUGACAGCAGCGCCCUAG